Messenger RNA from Rosa chinensis, 1548 nucleotides. RefSeq names its product ataxin-3 homolog. The record is from RefSeq and is a predicted model, not a curated record. Gene Ontology annotation, biological process: protein deubiquitination. Gene Ontology annotation, molecular function: cysteine-type deubiquitinase activity. The coding region runs from base 205 to 1290 and encodes 361 amino acids. The transcript is spliced from 2 exons. Gene Ontology annotation, cellular component: nucleus. Lineage: Eukaryota; Viridiplantae; Streptophyta; Magnoliopsida; Rosales; Rosaceae.
AAAGUCACACUAAACACAGAAAGAAGGAAGGAAAGAAAAAGGCGAGAGAGAGAUAGAGAGAUAGAGAAUCAUAUCUUUCCUCCCUAUCUUGAAACUCAAAUCAAAUCCACCAAAACAGAAUAAUCUCUAGGGUUUUCUUCUUCUUCUUCUUCCAAUCUUUUCUCUCAAAAACAAACACAGAGCGAAAGAGAGAGAGAGAGAGAGAUGGAAGGGUCGAGCAACGGAGGGAUGCUGUACCACGAGGUGCAGGAGUCGAAGCUGUGCGCCGUGCAUUGCGUCAACACGGCGCUGCAGGGUCCCUUCUUCUCCGAAUUCGAUUUGGCCGCCCUCGCCUCCGAUCUCGAUCGCAAGGAGCGCCAGAUGAUGCAGCUCAACCUCCAACCCGGAGCCAACGCCGCCGCCGCCGGCGAUUUCCUCUCCGAGGAGUCCCACAACGUCUCCCUCGACGGCGAUUUCAGUAUCCAGGUACUUCAAAAGGCUUUAGAGGUUUGGGAUCUGCAGGUCAUCCCCCUUGAUUCUCCAGUUGCAGAGCCAGCUCAGAUCGAUCCUGAGCUGGAAAAUGGGUUUAUCUGUCAUUUACAUGAUCAUUGGUUCUGUAUCAGGAAAGUGAAUGGGGAGUGGUAUAAUUUUGACAGUCUGUAUGCAGCCCCACUUCACCUUUCAAAGUUUUACCUCUCGGCCUAUUUGGACACGCUAAAGGGCUCUGGUUGGAGCAUUUUCCUGGUGAGAGGAAACUUCCCAAAAGAGUGUCCCAUCUCAUCCUCAGAAGCUUCCAACGGGUAUGGGCAGUGGCUUUCACCUGAAGAUGCCGACCGAAUAACUAAAUCCUGCAACUCCACAAAUGCUCCACGCCAGACGCAGAGAACAAAUCCUCGACAACCUUCAGACCAAUUCCUAUCUACCGAGGAAGCAGAGCUGCUAUCAGAGAUGGAAGACGAGGACAUGAAGGCUGCAAUAGCUGCCAGUCUUAUGGAUUCUUCCCCACCCGUGGUCAAUGCCGGAGCUAGCAACGUGGCCAAUGCUGGAGAUAGCAACGUGGUCAAUGCCGGAGCUAGCAACGUGGCCCAUGCCGGAGCUAGCAACGUGAUCAAUGCCGGAGAUAGCAACGUGGUCAAUGUCGGAGCUAGCAAUGUGGCCAAUGCUGGAGAUAGCAACGUGGUCAAUGCUGGAGCUAGCAAUGUGGCCAUUGCUGGAGCUAGCAAUGUGGCCAUUGCUGGAGCUAGCAACCCGCAGAAUGAAAGCUCAAACAGCCAAGAGAACAAGAUCAGCCAAGAGAAUAAAAUUGCUUGAGAAAAGUAAAGUACAUUUUUCAUUUUUUAGAUGUUAAUGUUUACUGGUUGAGGACAAUGAUCUGUGGAUCUCUAUGUCAGGUUAGAUAGUUGACUUGCAUCCUUGGCGCAAGGUCGUUGUACUUUGCAGCAUAUACAGCUCCAUUAUACCGUCAACUCCAAAUUUAAACUCAAAUUGUAAAACUAGAACAAAUAAGUUUUCCAGCUUUUUUCUUUUCUUUUCAUUGGAUAAUUACAGCGUUUUGAAUUUUUGGAUCAA